AUACAUGAUCUAGGAAUGUGCUGCAGACCUCAGAAGCCAUUUUGAGAUGAUGUCCCUGUUGAGAAAUCCUAUGAAGAUGCUGAAAUCAACGAACAUGGUUACAUUUCUGUCUGUUUCUCCCUCCGUCUCCUCUAUUUCACCAUGGCAGCUGUCAACCGACGGGACAUUAGCAAAGCGGGGUAUCAAGCUGUGCUCACAGAGUUAAAACGUCAUUGAUAUGAAAGAGGAGAGUGUCUGUUUACUGUCUCUGUCGAGACAUGUAACACCGUGAGUUUUUUUCCAGUCUGAAAUCGUCCAGCAUUUCUCACAACCCAACGUCUCCUUGAGUGACUGAGUUAAUUCACUCUUGUACCGGAGAGAAAGGAGGCAGAUCCGUUUUCCAAUGGCUUCUGUGAGCCUUGUUUCCAGUCCCCCAGCCCCUGUUCUUGACAAAAACAUGACAGACUCUGAGCUUGCAGGGGAUGAAAGAGAGGAUGGUGAACUGGAAGAUGGAGAAAUAGAUGAUGAAGGGAUUGGAAUUGAAGAGGAAAACAAAGAGGCUACAGAGGUAAAUGAAGACAAAGAGAAGGAAAAGGAAAAAGACAAAGUUAAAGAGAAAGAAGAGAAGACUCACAGGCACUCCAGGAAAAGAUACAAAAAGACCAGAGAGAAGAGAAGGUCUAAAAGAAGGAGGCGUGACAGACAGAAACACCACUCCCCCUCCAGCAGCUCCAGCUCCGACAGUUAUGACUCUGACUACGACCGAGCAGAAAGGCCCAAAAACCGUAAGAGCCAGGGAUCUGAUGGCCAGUCCUCUCAGCAUGGACGGGAUUCAAAGGGAGGCCAUGGCAACUCGCAGAAGUCCCCGCCGCACAAGAGCAGUGAUUUUGACAAAUACAGCGACUACAGUGAUGACAAGUAUGACUAUGAUGAAGAGGAGGAUGAGUACGAAGGUGACAUGUCUGAGUAUCCGCAGUCAAAAGAUACAAUUUCCCAGAGUCAGGGAAGAGGACGCCAUGCUAAUGACCAGAUGAAGAGAGGAAGCAUGAGGGGGAUGAAACAACAGCAGUUUGGGCAGAGAGGAAGGGGCCGAGGGAGUGGACCAGGAAGAGGACGUGGGAUGCUUAACAAGAACAAGAAGCUUAAGGGCAAACCCUGGGGAGGACGGGGACGAGGUCGAGGAGGAGACCAGGGCAUGGAAGACAUGGUACUGGAAGGAAAAAAUUCCGGUUUUCAGAAGAAACGGCCAAUCAUGAGCAAAGAGUUUAUCAAUCAGCACACUGUCGAACACAACGGUAGAUACAUCUGCAAGUAUUUCCUGGAGGGUCGAUGCAUCAAGGGGGAACAGUGCAAGUUCGAACACGAGCUUGUCGUACCAGAUAAGAAAAAGGAACUUUGUAAAUUUUACCUCCAAGGAUACUGCAGUAAAGGAGAUAAUUGCAUAUACAUGCACAAUGAAUACCCGUGCAAGUUCUUUCAUACUGGAGCCAAAUGUUAUCAAGGGGACAACUGCAAAUUCUCCCACGAGGCUUUGAACGAUGUGACCAAAGGGUUGCUUGAUAAGAUUAUUAACACCGAAGAGGAGAACGCCCGCGAGGACGAGUUGGAGCUAGAGGAUCUGAGAAAGCAGGGCAUCGCCCCACUUCCGAAGCCUCCUCCUGGGGUGGGGUUGCUGCCCACUCCUGGUCAGAGCAGUCCUACAGAUGGAGCCUCUGGCCAAGCGGGGAAGAAGAUCCCCUCCCUGUUUGAAAUCAAGGUUCAACCUACUGUAGACUUGGCACAAAAAAUUUGUCUGAGUGGAUCCAACUUCUCCCAGAAUCAAGGUGAAUGCACCAAUCCGUUUAGUGGAGGCUCAGAGGACACACAGAGUGGAGGUAUGGUGCCUUCAGGCCUCUCUGCUCCUCCUAUUCCUCCCCCUGGAUCACCUGUUCCCAUGGGUCACCCCACUGGACCACCGAUGCCACAGAGCCCACCAGGACAGCACCCACCACACGGAUUUCCAAUGCACCCACCAAUCCCCCCUGGUCAACCCCCGCCCUUCCAUGGAAACCGACCCAAUAUCAACCCUCAGAUUAAUAUGCAGAGGCCUCCAUUCCCUCCCAUACCAGAUCUACAGAUGCUGCAAAAUCUCCUCCCUUUUCCAUCGUUGGGUCAGAACCCAGUAGAGUUCUUCAGCAACUUCCUCCGAAACCAGGCCAUGGGCCCACAAGGAGACCCUAGUCUGGCCUUCAUGCAGAACCUCCAACAGCAGACGGGUGCAGAGUCACAGUUGCAGUCUUUACCACCAGCAGUACAGAAGGCCAUCUUUUUACACCUGACACAGCAGCAGCAGCAGCAACAACAAGACUCACAUCCACAGGGAAGUGAGACACAGAGAGCAGAGGGCUUGGAUGAUAACAAUGCAAACAGAGAUGAAACUACAAACUGGUACUCAAGCGACGAGGAGGAUGGGAGCUGUGUUUCCUCCAUCCUUAAAUCUCUCAAGAAGCAGAAUGAGAUGCAUCAGUCUCAGUCUAAGCCCCCCCAGGCUUCCCCAGCUGCUCCAGCACUGGGCGACCCUCGGCUUGUGAAGGCCCCACCCAGUGACCCCCGUGUGAAGACUGACCCGCGACAGCGACCCCCAGAUAUGAAAAAGGAGUGCGAUGGAGCUGCGGACCCACGGUUCUCCAGAGACCCCAGGAAGAUGAGACCAAUGGAGCCUAGUUCUUACCGCCAGCAGAGCCACUCCGUUCCUAAGAAGCCUCCUACAGGAGAUGACGAUGAUGAAGGAGAGAGGGAGCUCAGGGACAAAGCUGUUCUCAUCCCUCUAGAUGCCAUCCCUGAUGUGGUACUGCGGGACCCUCGUUGCCAGUUAAAGCAGUUUAGCCACAUCCGGGUGGACAUCCUGCUCCAGCGGCCAGCCUUCGCUCAGACAGUGGUGUGGGCCCCUGAGGACCUCAUCCCUUCCCUGGUGCCCAAACAGGAACACUCCAUCAACCUGCCCCUUCCUCCCCUAAUUGCAGACGCUCAGAUGAACCGAACAAGCCUACCUGAUCAUCCCCCCAUCUCCAGCCCUCCACCAAUUGACCCCAGACUGGUAGCUGCACGUUUGAAGGAACGUAUGAGUCGCUUACCUUCUGGAUCUCUAGAGUCUCGGUCCUCCAUUGAAAGACCUGUAGAUCCGCGCCAGAAGAAGACUCUGGACCCCAGACUCAAGCGUACAGGAAGUCUGGACUCCAAGCUGCUGGGUCAGAAAGUGCCCUCCUCUGGGGGAGGAGUUGUGGACCCCAGACUACAGAAGGCCAGUGCUAGCUCCUCUCCUCAUGCUGUCCAAGUGAAGCCGGAGUCUGAGAGGCUGCCACCUUAUGCCCCUCGCUUGGCAUCCUCUGGUGGAGGGCUAGAGAGUCCCACUACAAUCCUUGGGGGCAUCAGUCUGUACGAUCCUCGUAAUCAAACCGAGCAGGCUCAGAAGGAGCAAGCAGAGACUCCCAAAAAGACACAGAUUUUGAAACUCGUAGCUAAGAAAGACAAUACUCCGCCACUCUCUCCAACCCAGCGAAGUGGCUCUUUUGAAGAAAUCAAAAGCACAGACAUUGCCUCAGACCAGCAUCCACCUUUCAGUUCUCCCACAGUGACUCCUGCCUCACCUGUCAAACCCCCUGCAGUUCAUAACCUCCCCAUCCAGGCACUAGCCGGGCUGAUCCGACCCCAGUACACUGACCCCAGGCAGGCCAAACUAGGAGGACAGAACUAUACAGGAGCACAAGAAGAGGCAGAAGAAAAGAAGCAAGAGGUAAAGAAGGAGCAGGAGGAGGCCAUGGAGGAAGAACCAAAACAUGACGACCCACAGGAGGAGGCAGACGACAGGACACUUAAAGAUGUGUUCAAGACUUUUGAUCCCACUGCUUCCCCUUUCUGUCAGUAAACAGAAAUAUAUAUAUAUAAAGUUGCAGAAGAUUUGUAUUUUGAUGAGACGUGUCUAUUCAUCUUUAUUUAGCUUUACAUGAACCUAUUUAUUUCUGUAUAUAAAUGAUCCUGUAUAGAAUCACAUACUAUCUAGUGCGCCACACAUUUGUCAGUAUGGAGAUGCUGCUAGAUAUGUGCACAGACACAGUGUAUAGUUACUUUUGACAGAAUCAUAUUAAUGCAGAAAUGUGUGUUUUUGAAAGUUUGUAUGUUAAGUCUUUUAUCAUUGUGUAAUUUUCAUGUAUGUUUUAAACAAUCAUAAAAAAAGGAAUUAUGUUAACGUCUGUAGCUUUUACUAAGGACUGACCCAAAUGGGUUAAUUACAUACACCCUGUAGAAAAGAUCAUCCACUCACUCACUUACUACAUGCAGAGAGAUAAUGCUGAAUAAUUGGUCAAAAAUAAGAAUUCCCUUGAGUUAGAAUUUUUGUAUUUCCUUAUUUAUUUCAAGACACUUUUAUAUUAAUAUACCUUUAUGUUCAUGCUCACUUUUAUGAUAAGGGCUAUUGUUUUCACAAUAAGUCAACAGAUGUUUUCUUGAAUAUUUAUAUUUUUUACCAACCACCCUGAUAUGAGUUUGUGAUUUGUCACGCUGAUCAGGUCAGAUAAUCAAAACAGAAAUUAAAUUCUCUACACAAUAUGAGACAGUUAUCUGCUUAGUUGAGAAAAAAA
Molecule: messenger RNA, 4595 nt
Organism: Perca flavescens (yellow perch)
Lineage: Eukaryota; Metazoa; Chordata; Actinopteri; Perciformes; Percidae
Gene: zc3h6
Product: zinc finger CCCH-type containing 6
Exons: 12
Coding region: 383-3883 (1166 amino acids)
Biological process (GO): negative regulation of DNA-templated transcription
Cellular component (GO): nucleus
Molecular function (GO): RNA binding; metal ion binding
Source: RefSeq, a predicted model, not a curated record